AUGUCCAUUCAUCAAUGGGUGACGCCCCUCGAGGGACUGGAUAGUCUCCGCCAGACGGAGGCGCCAAUGGCGUCCCCGGGAGACGGCGAAGUGCUGGUGAAGAUUCACGCCGUGUCGCUGAAUUAUCGGGAUGUGGAAGUGACCAAGGGAGAAUACAAACAUCACAAGACCGCCGAACAGAGCGCGACUAUCGUGCCUUGCUCGGACAUGUGCGGCGUCGUCGUGCAGGUUGGUUCCAGCGUAACCCGCUGGGCCGUGGGAGAUCGCGUUCUAUCGACUUUCCUCGCUGAACAUCAGACCGGCCAGGUCACCGAGAAGGAAUUGGCGGGGAGUCUUGGUCUCCCGCUGAACGGAGUGCUGGCUACUCAUCGGGUCUUUCCUGAGUAUGGACUCGUGCAGGCGCCGAGCUACAUGUCGGAUGAAGAGGCCUGUACACUGCCUAUUGCGGCUGUCACGGCGUGGAUGUCGAUCAAUGGGAUGAGGCCGAUAGGUCAGGAUGGUGGUCGGGAUGAGUAUAUUCUGCUUCAGGGGACGGGUGGUGUGGCGAUUGCUGGGUUGCAGAUUGCCAAGGCUGCUGGAGCGAAGGCGAUUAUUACUUCUUCCUCGGAUGCAAAGUUGGAACAAGCCAAACAGCUCGGCGCCGACUAUACCAUCAACUACCGCACCACGCCCAACUGGGAAGAAAAGGUCAUGGACUGGACUCAGAACCACGGCGCGGAUAUCAUCCUCGAGACCGGUGGUGCCCAGACGCUGCGAAAGAGCUUUGAUUGCAUCGCAUUUGGUGGUCUCAUCGACUGCAUCGGUUACGUCUCCGGCAAGGUAGAUGCCGGGGAUGACCGGUUGAAUGUGAACCUCUUGGCUCUGCGGCGGACGGUGACUCUGAAGGGCAUUAUUAAUGGACCGAAGGAUCGGUUUGAGGAGAUGAUCCGCUUCUAUGAGAAGCAUCAGAUUCGGCCCGUGGUGAAUCGGGUGUUUUCCUUUGUGGAGGCGAAACAGGCCUUCAAGUUCCUUGAGAGUGGGAGUCACUUUGGGAAGGUGGUGAUUAAAGUCCAGGCAUAG
Penicillium daleae is the source of this 1059-nucleotide messenger RNA. Its product is annotated as zinc-dependent alcohol dehydrogenase family protein. Gene Ontology annotation, molecular function: oxidoreductase activity. Bases 1 to 1059 code for a protein of 352 amino acids. The record is from RefSeq and is a predicted model, not a curated record. The transcript is spliced from 3 exons. NCBI's taxonomy places the organism in Eukaryota, Fungi, Ascomycota, Eurotiomycetes, Eurotiales, Aspergillaceae.